Ordospora colligata OC4 is the source of this 354-nucleotide messenger RNA. RefSeq names its product putative zinc finger protein. Gene Ontology annotation, cellular component: nucleus. Gene Ontology annotation, molecular function: metal ion binding; RNA binding. NCBI's taxonomy places the organism in Eukaryota, Fungi, Microsporidia, Ordosporidae. The coding region runs from base 1 to 354 and encodes 117 amino acids. The record is from RefSeq and is a predicted model, not a curated record. Gene Ontology annotation, biological process: negative regulation of DNA-templated transcription. The transcript has a single exon.
AUGCUUCCAAAAAUGAAUGUUCCCACACGUCUUGGAAAAGAGUAUCUGCUUGAGCACAGAAUGCAUAAAGCCAUCUCAAAGCCUGCCCAGCAUCCCCAUCAGGAAGAUAGCAGAUCUUCAAUCAACCAUCGUACAGUCCUUUGUAAAUUUUUUUUGAUGAACUCUUGCAGGCACGGCGAAAACUGUACUUAUUCUCAUGAAACAAGUAAGUUUCCAUGCAGAAUGUACUAUCUGAAUAACAACUGCAACAAGAAAGAUUGCUCUUUCUCACAUGGCCCAUUCUCAGAUGAUGUGAUAUGCAAUCUCAUAAGCGAAAAACAUGAGACUGUGCAAUUCAAGUCAACCUUGAAAUAG